AUGGCUGACCAGAAUGCCAACUUGAAUCAACCCGAACUCAACAAACAUGACAUGGGUUGGCGAAAAUUAAUUCGUCAUUUCACUCCAUCAUGGUUUUCAGUUACCAUGGGCACUGGAAUCGUGUCUGUUCUGCUCAACACGCUUCCUUAUAACGGCCAAUGGCUUUACUGGAUCUCUGUUGUUUGCUUCGCUUUCAAUGUCCUACUCUUCACUAUGGGGUGUAUCAUCACCUUCCUCCGCUACACACUGUACCCGGAGAUCUUCUUCGCCAUGAUCAAACACCCAGUUCAAUCCAUGUUCAUAGGAACGUUCCCCAUGGGAUUUGCGACCAUCAUCAAUAUGUUUUGCUUGGUCUGCGUCCCAGCCUGGGGUGACUGGGCCCAAAACUUGGCCUGGGGGUUGUGGAUCUUUGAUGCUGUUUUCUCUGUCAUAACCGCCCUUUCCUUACCAUUCUUGCUAAUGGCCCAUGGAGGUGAGACUCAGCUCUCAUCCAUGACAGCUGUAUGGCUCCUCCCCAUUGUCAGCUGCAUUGUCGCAGCCUCGUCUGGUGCCGUCGUGGCUGAUGUGCUCUCCAAUCCACAACAUGCCCUCUGGACCGUCAUCGUGAGCUAUAUACUUUGGGGGAUUGGAUUGCCUCUCGCUAUGAUGGUUAUGGUGAUUUACCUCCAGCGACUGACGCUGCACAAAUUGCCCCCCAAAGCGGUGAUUGUGGGCGUGUUUCUUCCUCUAGGACCCCUAGGUCAAGGCGGGUUUGGUGCCAUGAAGCUGGACCAGGCGGCACAAGCAAUCUUCCCCAAAACGCAGACCCUCGAAGCCUCGUCCGGUCCGGCUUUCUAUACCAUGGGUUUCAUGGUCGCUCUGAUUCUUUGGUCCUUUGGGUUAGUUUGGCUCUUCUUCGCCUUAGCAUCCAUUGCAAGAAGCAAGAGCUUCCCUUUUAAUAUUGGCUGGUGGGGGUUCACAUUUCCUCUGGGGGUGUACGCCAUGAGCACGUGUCAGAUAGGCCGGGAGCUACCGUCGGAAUUUUUUCGGGUAUUGGGAACAAUUCUCUCGCUUUGCGUGGUGGUGUUGUGGAUUGUGGUGAGUAUCGGGACAUUGCGAGGGGUGCUGUCUGGCCGGCUGUUCUUUGCACCGUGCCUGGCGGAUUUGAAUAGGAGGGAGGACGAGGAUAAGGAUGCUACGAAAGCCGCUUGA
Aspergillus sclerotioniger CBS 115572 is the source of this 1191-nucleotide messenger RNA. RefSeq names its product TDT family transporter. The transcript is spliced from 5 exons. The record is from RefSeq and is a predicted model, not a curated record. Gene Ontology annotation, biological process: sulfite transmembrane transport; transmembrane transport. Gene Ontology annotation, cellular component: plasma membrane. Lineage: Eukaryota; Fungi; Ascomycota; Eurotiomycetes; Eurotiales; Aspergillaceae. Gene Ontology annotation, molecular function: sulfite transmembrane transporter activity. The coding region runs from base 1 to 1191 and encodes 396 amino acids.